AUGUUUAUUAGUAUUAUUUCAUAUGGACCAUGGAGCAUAAAAGGGUCCAGUACAAAAUAUUCUAAAGAGUUAGUGUAUGGUGAAAUUGAUGACUCUCAACUCAGCACUAUUUUUUAUCAACUGGGAAUUAAUUAUAAUGAAAGGAGCUUUACCAAACGAAUUCCUUCAGCCAUAAAUUUUAUGCUUGAGCAAUUCAGAGCAGAAACUAAAGUAAUAAUUGCAAUUGGAAAACAAAAUACAAGUACCCUCAUAAUACUGGCACCAUGUUGGAUAAAUUCCAAAAAAAAAAACUCAGUCUUGAACAUUGAUCUGGAGGAAGUGAAUAGGGUGACAGUUUCUAAAAUAAAUGCCAUGGAAACAUACGCACCAACUAUUUUUCCAGAUUCAAUGGAAAUGGGCACACUCACACAACAGAAUAAUUAUGUAACAGAAAUAAGAAAUAUAAACUUUGUUACAAUUAGAAGUCUGAAAAAAUACUACCCAAUUAUGUACAUAAAUUGUUCAAAAAAAGACAUUACACUGUCAAUGGAACAUUCUAAAUAUUGUACACAAUUCUUUGAUGGAUUAAUGAAACACAGUCCUUUUAAAUAUGUGAGCCUUCUGCGAUAUCCAAUCCAGUACGAAAUGAAGAUGGAUGGUGUAGUAAGGAGGGAAAAGAUAAUUAAGUUUUCUAGCAAUGAACAUCGUCUUGGAAAUAUUGUCCUAAUGUGUAGAAAUCGCUCCCAGAACAGAUAUGAAAUUAUUUCCCAAAGUGAAAAUGUUUAUUUGAAAGAAGAAUAUAUUAAACGAGUAGGUGAUUAUAGAUACUAUAGGACUAUAGGAACUUUGACAGCAGCUUCUAGACCGGAAGAUGAUGAUUGGAGAUUUGAAAAAUUCGCCCAAUUACCCACGUAUUAUGAAGCGAUGACAACAUAA
This is a messenger RNA of Tetrapisispora phaffii CBS 4417, 915 nucleotides long. RefSeq lists its product as uncharacterized. NCBI's taxonomy places the organism in Eukaryota, Fungi, Ascomycota, Saccharomycetes, Saccharomycetales, Saccharomycetaceae. The coding region runs from base 1 to 915 and encodes 304 amino acids. The record is from RefSeq and is a predicted model, not a curated record. The transcript has a single exon.